Messenger RNA from Metarhizium album ARSEF 1941, 588 nucleotides. RefSeq lists its product as uncharacterized. The record is from RefSeq and is a predicted model, not a curated record. Lineage: Eukaryota; Fungi; Ascomycota; Sordariomycetes; Hypocreales; Clavicipitaceae. The coding region runs from base 1 to 588 and encodes 195 amino acids. The transcript has a single exon.
AUGGGCGGGAAGCAGCACAUGUGUUUCCCUCCCUUCUCGGACGUCAAGGUUUCUUUUUCGGCCCCCCGAGUCCCUGCGGGCCAUUUCCAAGUUCGCAUCCUGCUCCAACCCCCAGCCUCGGCAACAAAGAAGCACGCCACGACGCUUUUGAGUCUUUUGUUCACCACGUACCGUGCUCCCUCGACAAACACAGCGAGCAUGGCGGCCGAGGUGUCCCACGGCCGAGGGGGCGCCGGCAACAUCAACACCGACAAGACGGAAUACGUGGACGGGGAAGUCGUGCGUGCCGGGGUCGAGGGCAGCCACGACGACGGAGCGUACAGCACUGGACGAGGAGGGGCUGGGAAUAUCGGCGACGUUGGCUCCGCACCUGGCGCUCGCAGGGACAAGGACGUCGUUCCCGAGUCGGCGUACCGGGCGAGCCAGGACGGCCAGGACCACCACACCGGUCGUGGGGGCGCGGGAAACGAGCACGUCGCGAAUGGGCACGGCAAGAAGGCGGCGCCGAGGACGGGGCAGAGCGACGCGGCGCCCGUGAGCUUGGCGGAUCGGCUGAAGCAGAAGCUGUUUGCUGCGAUGAGAAGAUAG